Molecule: messenger RNA, 4373 nt
Organism: Meriones unguiculatus (Mongolian gerbil)
Lineage: Eukaryota; Metazoa; Chordata; Mammalia; Rodentia; Muridae
Gene: Vps26c
Product: VPS26 endosomal protein sorting factor C
Exons: 8
Coding region: 2081-2959 (292 amino acids)
Biological process (GO): intracellular protein transport
Cellular component (GO): endosome
Source: RefSeq, a predicted model, not a curated record
CUGUAGGGCUGGAGAGAUGGCUCAGCGGUUAAGAGCACUCACUGGCUGCUCUUCCAGAGGUCCUGAGUUCAAUUCCCAGCAACCACAUGGUGGCUCAUAACCAUCUAUAAUGUGAUCUGAUGCCACCUUCUGGCAUGCAAAUAAAUAAAUAAAAUGGCACCUGUUCCAAUGCUGUAUUUUCAGAAUUGAGAGAUAUUCUAAUCUUUCCAAACUAAGCAUGAACCUGACCCACAGUAGAGUCUCGGAUGCUGCGUGGUCAUAUUGUUCUGUGUUCCCCUUGGAACUGUUCUGCCUUGCUGUGGUUACAGCAGCACACCACACGAAUGGCACCAGGUGCUUGUUAAGCCCUGUGGACAGGAACACCAGGGCACAGCAUCUGAGGGUAGACAGGGUCUAGCACUUUCACACCCAAGUUGAGAUUUCUGCAUUACCCUGUUCUUUGUGGGCACUUGAACAAAAGGGUGUGUGACACUGUGAAUUUCAAUAAGUCUUUGGCGUUCUGGAGAUGCUUACUGGCUAGAAGAACCGUGCAGUAAAUUUUUCUGUAGGGUAAGUUUAAUUCAUUUGUUUUUAUGAAUUGGGGAUUCCUUAUUCUUGAAUCUGAUGCAUGUUCUCAUGAAGGCGACACCAUUGAGUAUCAGGGUCGUGAACUAUGAAGGAGGUCUGCUCCUAGCACAGUCAGGUUACUAUGACAAGGGAUUCUGUACCCUGGGUGGGUGACUGUCACCUCCCCCCCCCCAAAACCCUCAGAACUCUGUGUUUUCUCUCACGUGGUGUUGAUGUAACGUCUUCUUAAAAAUAAAGAGGAAAAAUGUUAUACUCAGUAGUUUACUGUUCAUAAGGAAAAGUUGCGAAACAGAAAUGCUACUUAAAAAUGAAACCCAGGGCAGGAGAGGUGGCUCAGAGGCUCAGAGCACUGGCUGCUCGUGCAGAGGAUAUUGGUUUGAUUCCCAGCAUUGAUGUGGUGGCUUACAGCCAGAUCACAAUCGUAGUUCCAUGGGAUCCCACGCCUUAUUCUCACCUCCAACGGCACCAGGCACGCACGUGGUGCACAGGCAAAGCACUCAUAUAAUGAAAAAAAUAAAAAUCUUUAAAAAGAAAGAAAGGAAGAAAGAAGGAAAGAAAGCCUGGCUGUCUGCAUCAUUGUGGUUGUUUGGAUGAGAAUGUCCCCCAUAGGAUCAUGUGUUUGAAUGCUUGAUACCUAGUUGGUGGAACUGUUUGGGGCAGAUUAGGAGGUGUGUCACUGUUGGAGGAAAUGUGUCACUGGGCGUUGAGGUUUCAGAAACCCCCACUGGGCCUAGGCUGCCUGCUUUGGGUUUGUGGAGUAGGGUGUACACUCCUAGCUACUGCUCUAGCACCGUGCUGGCCUGCUGCCUGGACUUUGUCCUCUGCUCAGCCGCUGGUUGCCCCUCCAUCUUCAUCCUGUUUCAUGAUGCUCACUAGGCCCUCUGCGGGGCUGAAGCGUGCAUGCUCCACCCAGCUGCAGAUGCUGCAGUCUGCAGGGCUUUGUGUCCAGCUGUAUGCAGAGCCAGCCCCGUGUGGCAGCUGCUCCCCGUGUUAGUUACUUCCUGCGUUACUGAGGUCGACAUCUUGAUCCACAGGCAGCAGAAGGGAGCUGUGAGCCACACUGGGCCUAGUUUAUGCACAGGGGAGGCCCCAAAGCCCGCCCCCACAGUGACACACUUCCUCCAGCAGGGCCACACCCCCUAAAAUUGCCAGUCCCUGUGGCCAAGCAUUCACACAGGUGACUCGAGGGCCAUACCUAGUCAAACCGCUGCAGCCAGGAUUUUGCUGAGAAUGAGGAGGGUACUGAUUAUUCAAAGCGUGACUGGGUACGUGAAGGACAACUUGUGGAAGUCAACCGUGUGGUCCCAGAUCUCUGGUCAGGCUGUUGGCUUGACAGCGGGUGUCUUUAGCCAGGGCCCCAACCUGCUGGCCUUGUUUGUUUUCAUUUAGAUGUCAGGGCUCUGGAGCGGGAAGUGGAAAUCAAGUACUUAGCACAAUUCACAGAGGCAGGGUACACCCUGCCCUGAAGUCCCUCAGAGCACGCUAAACUGCCCUGCUGGAAAACAGGACAGAAAUGCUCUCGGGUCUGGUGGUCAUCUCCAGCAAGGACUCUGUCCAGCACCAGGGAGUGUCUUUGACCAUGGAAGGGACUGUGAACCUCCAGCUCAGUGCCAAAAGUGUGGGUGUGUUUGAAGCCUUUUACAACUCUGUGAAGCCCAUCCAGAUCCUCAGCAGCACCAUUGACGUGCUGAAGCCGGGGAAGCUCCCCAGUGGCAAGACGGAGAUCCCCUUCGAGUUUCCUCUGCAUGCCAAGGGCGGCCGGGUGCUGUACGAAACCUACCACGGCAUGUUUGUCAACAUCCAGUACACGCUGCGCUGUGACAUGCGGCGGUCCCUGCUGGCCAAGGACCUGAGCAAGACCUGUGAAUUCAUCGUUCAUUCUGCUCCUCAGAAGGGGAAGCUGACGCCCAGUCCUGUUGACUUCACCAUCACCCCGGAAACCCUGCAGAACGUCAAAGAGAGGGCCUCACUUCCCAAAUUCUUCAUUAGAGGCCAUCUGAACUCCACUAACUGCGCUAUCACGCAGCCCCUGACGGGAGAGCUGGUGGUGGAGCAUUCGGAAGCUGCUGUCCAGAGUGUGGAGCUUCAGCUGGUCCGGGUGGAGACCUGUGGGUGUGCCGAAGGCUAUGCGCGCGAUGCCACAGAGAUACAGAACAUUCAGAUUGCUGAUGGGGACAUCUGUAGGGGCCUCUCCGUCCCCCUGCACAUGGUCUUCCCCAGGCUGUUCACCUGCCCGACGCUGGAGACCACCAACUUCAAAGUGGGUGAGGACCUGGUCCCGUGGGUGGUGCCACCCACAUUCAAGGCAGGUCUUCUUCCUCCUCCCUUAAACACCUCUAGAAAUUCCCUUGAAGAUACGCCCAGAGGUAUGUCUCCGCGAGUGCAAAUCUAGUUAAUGUAAGAGUAAGAUUAACCCCAAGUCCACACCCGAACAGCUUGAUGGCAUCUUAUAGUAGCAUCUGUGACCUUAAAGUCUAACACUGCUCUAAAGACCAGAGUUUCUUCUGAGACUCAACUGUGAUGGCUUAUAAGAGCAAAAGACAAAUAGCAUGCUUUCAGCAGACACACAGAAUAAGCACUCCCUUUCAGAAAGGAGCAGCAGCAGGCCCAGAGCAAAGAAAAAGCAAACCGAAGCAAUAUUAAAACCUAGUUGUUGUUAGUUUAGUUUAGUUUUUGGGUUUUUGAGACAGGGUUUCUUCUUUGUGUAACCCUGGCUAUCCUGGAUUCAUUUUGUAGACCAGGCUGGCCUGGAACUCAUAGAGACUCACCUGCCUGUGCCUCCAAGUGCUGGGAUUACAGGCGUGUGCCACCAUGCCCAGCUACUAUUUUUAAUUAUAUGUUUAGGGGUCUUGUGUACCCACAGCCUACCCAGAGCUGAGGUUCUGCAGUGUGGUGCCAGGUGCCACUUUGCCCAUAUAGCAAAAAUAAGGGCGAGUUUUGUUCGGGGUGCUUUCUCUAAACGUACAUCCCCUCUGUGUGACCUUUACCCAUGAAAACUAAAAACCAGUGGAGGAAAUCCUGUGCAAUAAAAUACAAAAACACUUGUAAGAACCAAGUGUUUCCACAAAGGCUUCCUUGGCUGAUAGCAAAGGACCAGCUCUUGAACCAGCUAUACGCUCCUUUCCUUCAUUAAACACCAGCCACCAGGGUCUCGUUCUGUAGCUUGGGCAGACUGGAACUGACCAUGUAGCUCAGACUGCCCUCAGGCGCCUUGCCUUCCUCCUGCCUCGGUUUCUCAGGUGGCGGAAUGAUGGGUGUGUGCUGCUCUGCCUGGCUGAAGCCAUAGCUAUUUCUAAAGAAUGUGUCUGAGAUUUGAUCCUCUUCGGGCCUCUGUCAGCACUAGGUGCACACCUGGUUUACAUACAGGCCGUGGGCAGAGUGCUCACACACGUGAUGUGAGAUUGAAAAAGGAGUGUGCCUGGCCAGGACAUUGACGACAUGCCCCUCGACCGCUGCAGCACAGUUCAGAGCCUAGUGCUCCAUGUGGGCCAGGCUGGCCUCGAACUCACAGAGACGCUCUGCCUCUGCCUCCAGGGCUGGGAUCACAGGUGUGCGCCACUGCCACCCAGUUCUAGAGAAGAAAAUGGACAGUGUUGUGGGGUGAUUGUGGGUACCCCUCCUGACCCAGUGCCCGGCUGACAAGACAGAUGAGACAUUGAUAGUGAGUCAUUGGCAGGCCCUCCGGGUCCUCAGAGCGCACAGGGAGAUGCCUCAGGGACGCAGCGCAGAGUCCUUGUGGCCCCUGCACGCUGCCUCACUGUUAGCCUUUGGCUCCCUGCCCAGGUGAGUGAGCGCCUCUCUUUUCC